Messenger RNA from Gymnodraco acuticeps, 1875 nucleotides. It is a transcript of the gene bpifcl, whose product is annotated as BPI fold containing family C, like. Gene Ontology annotation, molecular function: lipid binding. The transcript has 16 exons. The coding region runs from base 126 to 1535 and encodes 469 amino acids. The record is from RefSeq and is a predicted model, not a curated record. NCBI's taxonomy places the organism in Eukaryota, Metazoa, Chordata, Actinopteri, Perciformes, Bathydraconidae.
GCAGUAAGUUUCACUUCUCGUGAACCAGGAAGCUGCAGUAGUUGAAUCAACGCAGAGAAGCAGUGAAGACGCCUUUCAACUUGGUUAACCAUUCUGCAGUAAUUCAGCUCAGUAGACCCAGGAAGAUGCUUCCAGCAGUGAUUGUGGUGCUGAUGCUCAUUUCUUUUACCCGUGGUGAAAACCCUGCCAUACAAGUCAUCCUGACUAGAAAAGGACUUCAGUACGGAAAGCAUUUAGGUGCAGGAUGGGUUCAGGAGAAGUUGGAGCAUAUCACUCUCACUGACUUCAGUGGUGAAGUCUUGGGCAUACACUACAUUCUAACAGGCAUCACCAUAACGAAGUGUGACUUUCCAGAGCCGAUUGUUGAGUUCAAUCCGAACAACACAGGAUUCACCACAUCCAUCGCAGGCCUCAGUGUGGCACUGACCGGCGGCUGGAUGACACACUUUGGUUUAAUCCAUGACGGAGGAACCUUCAAAAUGGCUAUCUUUGGUUUAGAUGUGACCUCGGUGGUGGAGCUGGGGAAAGAUCCUGACGGGCAUCUGUCCGUCACCAGCGUCAGCUGUGACGCUCAGGUUGGAGACGUGGACAUUCGAUUUGAAGGUGGAGCGAGUUGGAUCUUCCAGCCUUUUGUGGAGCAUUUCAAGGGGCGGAUGAGGGGUGAAAUAAGGAGCAAAAUCUGCCCUAAUGUGGAGGAAUCCAUUGUGAGCUUGGACUACCACCUGCAGGCCAUGGAAGUGUCCAUUCAAGUGGAUGAAGACUUAGUACUCAACAUCCCUCUGACUGGCGUACCCGUCAUUCAUGCAUCAAGUAUGAUUCUGGGUCUUAAGGGAGAGUUCUACGAUAGAACUCAUGAAAGGCCUCCCUUUGAGGCCCAGAAUUUCACUGUGCCUGAGCAGCCCGACUACAUGCUGUCGAUGGGCCUGUCUGAAUUCACCGUGAACUCUGCCUCAUACGCACUCUACUCUGGGGGACGGCUUCAGGUUCUCAUCACUGACAGCAUGAUACCUCCUUACAUCCAUGUACGCCUCAACACCAGCUCAAUGGGGCCUUACGUUCCUCAGCUUCCCAAGAUGUUUCCUGGUCUUCUGAUGAAUCUGAAGGUUUAUGCCAGUGAGGUGCCAAUGUUUUCCUUCCAGCCUGGUGUUGUGAAACUCGAGCUUGCGGGCGCAGUGAAGGCUUCUGCCAUCGAGCCCAACGGCACCCAGAUCCCUCUGUUCAAACUCAAUGUUGACUUAACAUUUGACGGUAAAGUGUGGGUCGCUGCUGGAAGACUGAAGGGCUCCAUGGCACUGCAGAAUUUAACACUGACGCUGGCGGACAGUGAAGUGGGACACUUUGAGACGGAUACAUUGGAAAGCUUAGUGAAAAUGGGAGUGAUGGCUGGCCUCGCAAAACUGAACGUGGAACUGGGCAAAGGCGUUGUUUUACCCAGAACGAGGAACGCUCAGCUGGUCAACACAGUUCUGGGGGUGGAAGAGGGAUUUAUAGCCAUGUGUUCAGACGCUGAGGUGUUUACAGACAGCUUCAACUGACAUCAAACUGUCUGUUUACCUCAUCAAACAUGGACGCUCUUCAUCUCAGCACACAUUCUUUGCACCUGUAAACAAAAUGGAUUUGUGUCCAUAUUUAACGUCAUAAAGCACCUGUGUUUAAAAGGUAAUGGCGUGCUGAUACACAGCAUGCCUACAAAUAUAUGCAUUGUGUUUACAACUGUCAUGACAUAUCAACAAUGAUUUAGCCUGCAGUUGAUUUCUAUAAAUGCUUCAGCCUGAAACCUCAUCUUUUAUGAAUGUUUUAGCAUUUUAUAUUUUGUUAAUAAGUGCAUUCUGUUUCAUAUAUACAAAAAAAAGAUGUGGUGAGAAUAAAAUCAUU